Molecule: messenger RNA, 2112 nt
Organism: Phragmites australis (common reed)
Lineage: Eukaryota; Viridiplantae; Streptophyta; Magnoliopsida; Poales; Poaceae
Product: probable protein phosphatase 2C 48
Exons: 4
Coding region: 653-1687 (344 amino acids)
Biological process (GO): protein dephosphorylation
Molecular function (GO): protein serine/threonine phosphatase activity
Source: RefSeq, a predicted model, not a curated record
AGGCGGCGGCAGUCUUCAGUUCACGGCUUGCGGACUCGCCCGGUCGGCCUACGCUAAGCUUCCCUUGCACCAACGGCUCUUCCUCCCACCUCUUCUUCUUAUUCUCCUCCCUCCUCCGCGGAGGCUCCGCCUCCUUUAAAAGCUCCCGUCGCACUUCACACUGCAAUUCACACAACCCUCCUCUAGUCCUCUUCCUUGGUUCCCGUCCAAUCCUACUCUCUUUUUCUCUCCAUCCUUUUUUUUUUUCAAGAACUAGCUGCUUUGGUUGUUCCGUGCUUCUUGCUUGGUUCUUGAGCAAGAGAGCUUAGAAGCUCUUCUUCUUCUUUUGGCUCCUGUUCGAUCCAGUCUUGUCCAAUCCAAGCUCGUUGCUUGGUUGCAAAGGAAAACGAAAGAUCCAGGAGAAACGACAGAAAUAUCCGGAGCGGGGUGCCAUGCGUCCUGUCCAUCAUCGCCAUGGCGGCCGGUUGGUGCUCUGUUCCUGUCCAUGAACACCGCCGUACCAUCCGCUUCACAAAUCAAUCAUCAUCCUCCGUUCUUGGUUGGAGCUAGCUGAACUUGAGUCUCGAAUCGAUCAGUCGCCAAGAAACCGAGAGAGCAGGGAAGUAGCAGAAGCUCUUGGUAGUUGGUAGCUGCGCAGAAUUGAUCCGUGAGGAUGCGGCAGAUCUCGUCGCUGCUGCAGGGGCUGGCCCAGUCGCUGUCGGUGGGAAGGGAGAGGAAGGGGGACAGCGCCGGCGCCGGCGAAGGGAAGGCCGCGGCGGUGCUGCGGACGUCGGGGACGGUGUGGAGUGAGGGGUCGGAGACGUUCGCGGCCGUGUGCUCGCGGCGCGGCGAGAAGGGCACCAACCAGGACUGCUCCAUCGUCUGGGAGGGGUUCGGGUGCCAGGAGGACAUCUUCUGCGGCAUCUUCGACGGGCACGGCCCGUGGGGCCACUACGUCGCCAAGGCCGUCCGCGAGUCGCUGCCGCCGUCGCUGCUGUGCCACUGGCAGGAGGCCCUCACGCUGGCAUCGCUGAUCGACGGCGAGAAGAAGCUCAGCGACUGCCGAUUCGACCUCUGGAAGCAGUCCUACCUGGCCGCCUGCGCCGCCGUCGACGACGAGCUCCGCCGCAGCCGCCGCCUCGACGCCGUCCACAGCGGUUGCACCGCGCUGUCCGUCGUCAAGCAGGGCGACCUCAUGAUCGUCGCCAACGUCGGCGACUCCCGGGCCGUCCUGGGAACCACGACCGACGACGGCGCCGUCGCCGCCGUCCAGCUCACCGUCGACUUCAAGCCCAAUCUGCCCCAGGAGAAGGAGCGCAUCCGGCAGUGCAACGGCCGCGUGCACUGCCUCGCAGACGAGCCGGGCGUGCACCGGGUGUGGCUGCCCAACCGGGAGUCGCCGGGUCUCGCCAUGUCCCGCGCGUUCGGCGACUACUGCGUCAAGGACUACGGCGUCAUCUCGGCACCGGAGGUAACGCAGAGGAGGAUCAGCAGCAGGGACCAGUUCGUCAUCCUCGCCACCGACGGGGUCUGGGACGUGAUCUCCAACGAGGAGGCCGUGCAGAUCGUGGCGGCGACGCCGGACAGGGAGAAGGCGGCCAAGCGGCUCGUCGAGUGCGCCGUCCGCGCGUGGAGGCGCAAGCGGCGGGGCAUCGCCGUCGACGACUGCUCGGCGAUCUGCCUCUUCUUCCACUCGCCGCCAUCGUAGACACGACACCUAUACGUGCUUCAAUCGACGUCAAGGAGAGAACAAAAUGCACAUCUCAAGAUUACGAUUAUUAUGCCCGUCGCAUUCUUGGUAGAGUGCAAAUUGUCGCUGUCCAAUGCUCAGAACGUUCAGUCUGUCGCAUUAUUGGGACACUGCACGAUCGAUGGCCCUGGACGGCGACCAGCUGCUGGCGGUGGUGGAUGACCAAGAAAAAAAAAAUCUCCGGCGUUCACACCGCGCUUGUCAAAAUGUACGAGAAAGAGCACCAGCCACCAACAAAAGGCACGAAGGGGAAGGAAAAAGAAAGAUGCAUUUUGUCCUCAUUUUCGGCGUGUAUGGCUCUGAAUUUCUGUUUUGAUGGCAAAUAGUCACAAUUAUAGUUGUACAUCAAUCAAAAUUGGGUCACAAAUCAUAUCUUUGGCUUC